Messenger RNA from Mytilinidion resinicola, 738 nucleotides. RefSeq lists its product as uncharacterized. Gene Ontology annotation, biological process: regulation of translational initiation. The record is from RefSeq and is a predicted model, not a curated record. The transcript has a single exon. Gene Ontology annotation, cellular component: cytoplasm. The annotation marks the transcript as partial. NCBI's taxonomy places the organism in Eukaryota, Fungi, Ascomycota, Dothideomycetes, Mytilinidiales, Mytilinidiaceae.
AUGUCUCGCAAGCGCACGCGUGCUCCGUCGCCGCCACUCGAAAACAUAGAUACGGGCAUCUUCCGCUCCGGAGAGGUCGAAGAUCGCGGCUCCACCUUCGUCGGCGUCUUCUCAGCCUCGGUGCCCGCAAAACAAUUGCAGAAGUUACCAGACUUCAAGGGACCGCGAGUUGCUGACUAUGCGAAUCAUAAGGUCGCAGCAUGGCGGAAGCCUUCGCGACAAAGAUCGAUCGUUCCGAAUGCUCCCCCAAUCAUGGAAACAGGGCAUGACGAUGACGGAGAGCAGUACGCUGGUAAGCGGCUUGAGAAAGUGCUCAAAGAUUUGGAGGUAGAAGGUAGUGUGGUUGUUGCGAGGUGGAUGAAAGGGGGCAAUAUCGGACCGAUUCGGUUCACGCAUAUGGAGACCGUCGCGAAACAGGCCGUGCAGAAGUGGCUGGAUGCUGUAGAGGAGGGCAAGCAAGCUGAGGCUCGAAAGAGGAAGAAGGUGGAAGAUGAAGCCGCUCUACAAGAACUCCGAGAUCGCCUGAGGUUUAGAGAUCAGAACAUCGCUACUAUGAGACAGUUGUUGGCGGACAAGACUGCUUUCCUGGCAGAUACAGACCCAGUACCGCCAACUCCGAGUAAACUACCUGAUUACGACACUAUGGAGAAACCAGGGUUAGACCGAAUAGCCAAGGCUAGAGACGCUAGUAUUGCCUUCAUUCUCAGUAAACUCGAAGACGUCGACGAGAAAUUGAAA